CUGCCCUAUGAUAAUGUGCACCUCAUCCUCGCACCAAAACAAUAGAGGGAAGGGGGUGUUUUUCUCGGCUAGAGAUCAGGGAUGAUAGGCCCCCUAAAAAAAUGUUAUGUUAGUUUUAUAUUUCAAAACUUUAUGACAAUUUUUUUUUUACUUCUUUUCAGAAGCAAAAAGUUAACAGAGUGAACUGGAUUCUGAUUCCGAUGAUGACUCUAUCAGCAAUGAUGAGUUUCCUGCAACUGAUGAGGUUCCUGUACAUGAUAGGCCUACAGUUCCAGGAAAUGACCAUGGUAGCAGCGAUGAAGAAUAUAAUGGCGUUGAGAUGGAUGAUGUUGAACAAGGGGAAAAUGAAGCUGCAACGAUUGCUGAAAAUAACAUAGAGUUUGUGACAAUAGAAGAUCGGAAAAAUCAUUGCCACUGUGAACUCUGGGAAGGAAAAUGGUGCAUUGGACAGUUUAGUCAGCCUGAGCAAGAUGAAAUAAGGAUGAAUAUUUGAGAAAUGACACCCUUCGAGAAAGAUCUAUUAUUGCUUGGAAUGGUAAGCAUGGCAAUCAACGAUUCAAAGAUGACCGACCGAUCAAAGAAGAAAACUCAGACGGAAAGGGUGCUUACCAGAAUUGGCUGGUUCUUCAUGGGUCACAAACGGAUAUGUCGAGACACAUGGAUAUAUCUAAUGGAAACAUCAAGGGACACAUUAACGAAAAUCAAGCGUCACUAUGAGGAAAACGGCUUGGUUCCAAGAGUAAAGAAAUCAGCAAACAUGCACUGGUGUUGGAUGAUGUUCGAAACGUGACCAGGUAUAUAUUAAACUUCGCUGCAGAUCAUGCCAUACUCCUUCCAGGACGUAUCCCAGGAUUCAAGAGGGAUGACAUAAAAGUGAUCCCAAGCAAUUUUAACAAAACAGAGGUGUGGCACCUCUACCGUGCUGCUGCAACACCAGAUCAACGAGUCGUUGGAUGUUCCACAUUCAGAAAACUCUGGGCACGCUUCACUCCCUACGUUGUAAUAGCCAGGCCUGCAUCUGAUCUUUGUUGGACAUGCCAAAAGAACAAUAACUUGAUUGCGAAAUGUAUGAGCAGUCCAAGUCAGAGGUAUUGAGAAAACAAGAACAGCACCUUCAUCUUGCUAUGAUGGAACGAUCAUUUUACAAAGCCAAGUGCAGUGAUGCCAAAACAACAGCUGCAACACACGGGAUUUCUAGGUUGGAACCAUGUAGACCAAACUCAAAGGACAUACACUUCAACUACUCCUUCGAUUAUGCACAACAGGUGCACUAUCCUGCCGAUCCUCAGCAACCUGGUCCAAUAUACUUUAAGACCCCUAGGAAAUGCCAGGUGUUCGGUAUACAUGCAGAAGGAAUACCAUGUCAGAUAAAUUAUUUGAUUGACGAAGCUGUUUUUAGUGGCAAGGGGGCAAAUGCCGUCAUCAGCCUCCUACACCAUUUCCUGGGCAACUAUGGAAUUGGUGAAAUGCACCUUGAUCUCAAUGCAGACAACUGCAGUGGCCAAAACAAAAACAAUUGUGUAAUGUGGUACCUUUGCUGGCGUACUCUUGUGGGACUUCAUACUACAAUUCACAUGCAUUUCAUGUUAGCAGGCCACACUAAAUUUGCACCAGAUUGGUGCUUUGGCCUAUUCAAACGACUGUUUAAACGAACAUUUGUUUCCUCCUUGGCCGAGCUUCAGGAUGUAGUCAACAAGUCCACAGAAAAGGGAAUUAAUCACACCCAGUUAGUUGGUGAUCAGGAAGGCAAUGUGUUAGUGCCGAUAUAUGACUGGACCCUUUUUCUAGCAGACUUUUUCAGACGGUUUCCAGGAAUCAAGUCUCACCAACACUUCUUUUUCUCAGCAAAAAAACCAGGGGUGAUAAAGUAUAAGCCGAAAUCAUAUGACGACUGGAGAGCAUUCACCCUCAAGAAGACAGAUGCAGUUCCUGUUGGUAUGCCGCAUGUCAUCAACCCCAAGGGUAUGGACUUGGCGAGAAAGGCAUACUUGUUCAAGGAGAUCAGGGACUUUUGCAAAGAUGAGAUAAAGGAUCUCGUGUGCCCCAAGCCAUCAGAAAUCAUCACAGAGUCUGAUUCGGAAGAGGAUAUACAUACUGAUCAGCAAACUGAGAAAAGGGCAAUGGAGACAGCUCCUAAACAGAGACCGAGCAAGCGAGGACGAGUUGCUCGUGGUACUGGGCGUGGCCGUCGUACAGAAAAAUAACAUUACAACAGACACAUUCAUUGUAAAUAGUGCUGUUUUUUUGGCAAUAAUGGUUACACACACAUAAACAAUGACAAUCUGGAUUAUUGUGCAUUACAUACAUCUGGUGUGAAGCACCACUUUUCGUGUUCCAGUGUGAAAAUCUCAGUCAUUUUAGUGUCUUGGCUAUCAAAUAGGUGUUGUUGUUGUUUUUUCUUUUUCUUUUUGUGUAUUACCCACAGAUCAUUAAUACUAACAAAUUAUUGUUUAAAUUCACACAUUUUUAUUGAAUAUGAUUUUGUAGUUAAAACACCACCCAUUUUAAUUAAGCAGGCAUCAGAAAUAGCUAAACAAGGACAAAGUAAUCGGGUUGCACUUAGCCCGUACCAAAACCCAGGAUUUUGAAAAACAUUUCGAGACAAACUACUAAAGCGAAUUUCAAGAUUUUUAUCCUGACUGAAUGAAACAAUAUUUUUUUAAUUAAAAUUGCUUUGUAGAGUUGCUGUGUUCAUGUAUAAGCAAAAUAACCCUAAAUGGUAAAAAAAUAACUCUGGUUGCUAAGGAAUUUGAUAUGGAAUCUAAACUUACCCUUUGUCCAACUUUUAAGCCUGUUUUCUCCGUUUUCGAGUUCCGUACAUCAGUAUCUUCAAAUCGUCAUAAUUUUCUUAAUACUUGACAUUGUUCAGAAAAGUUUGCAGUUUUGGAAAGCUUAUUCAAUAAGCUUUCCAAUGGUAUAUAAAACUCAAUUUUGAAAAAUAUCACCAAGUGCCUGGUUUUGACAGAGCGGGUCACAAAUAUGUCUUUAGAUCACUUGAACCAAAGCCUCAUGGCUGGCUGU
Gigantopelta aegis is the source of this 3021-nucleotide messenger RNA. RefSeq lists its product as uncharacterized. The record is from RefSeq and is a predicted model, not a curated record. The transcript has 4 exons. Lineage: Eukaryota; Metazoa; Mollusca; Gastropoda; Neomphalida; Peltospiridae. Bases 1065 to 2204 code for a protein of 379 amino acids.